AUGUUCCACUUUUUUCCAGCACAACCUGCAUUUAAUGAAAAUUCGCGGCAGUUUUAUGAAAACGCUAAUAUGUACCGGUUGUUGAUUUUAUUUCUUAUUUGUGAGUAUUAUGUAGUGGACGUGCACGAAUUUAAUACGCGAGGAUUAAUUAAUAAGUUGUUUUUACCUACUCAGGUGACUGUUAGCAAAUUACCACCGGUACUUGAGUAUGUUCUUCAAAGAAUUCAAACCAUAAAUUCAAACUAUGUACACGAGGAUUUAAGCAGACCGCCCACUUGGAACAGACCUAUAUAUACUUUACCUAUAAUUACGAAACCAACUGAGGUAGUAACAGAAGAAAACGUGGUACAUUCUAUGGAACAUACUGAAAAUAAACCUGAAAAUCUAUUCGAAAUCAUACCUAAGGUAGAAGACAAUAAGAGUACCACAGAAAAAUUAUGGGAACUAAUAAACAGUACGAAAGGUGAUAAAAAUGAAAGUUUUGUUUAUAUCACCCCUAGGCCAUUUACUAAUAAACCAAAUGAAGAGUCUGAUGAUGGAAAAUAG
Molecule: messenger RNA, 546 nt
Organism: Psylliodes chrysocephalus
Lineage: Eukaryota; Metazoa; Arthropoda; Insecta; Coleoptera; Chrysomelidae
Source: the annotation of a GenBank genome assembly